UCAGUCCUCUUUUACGCUCCUCCUCCAUAACCUCUCUCUCUCUCUCUCACACACACACACACACACACAACAGAUCGUUGUUCAACAGAAGACCGAUCUUUCUUUGAACCAGUUAAGCAGCAUUUUCACCAUUGAGUCAUGAUAUUGCCAGUUAUUGCUGCUCUGAGCAGCGGCGUCAUCAUGAAGAAGAUGAAGGUGAUGCAGGUCUUCUCUUCGCGUUUCAAAGAGCUGUGGGAAGAAUGGGAGCUCCGCGGUGUCAUCUUCCUCAGCCUCACCCUCCAAAUCCUGCUCAUUUGUAUGGGCAGUCGCCGCAAAUACAUCCACUUUGCCUGGUUCAGGGGGGUCGUUUGGCUGGCCUACCUAAUGGCCGAUGCGGUUGCGAUCUACGCACUCGGCAUAAUCACAAACAAGGUCACGAAGUUGAAAAGCCAAAGUGUGGACACGAAGACCCAGCUGAACGCAUUCUGGGCGCCAUUCCUCUUGUUACAUUUAGGAGGCCCCGACACCAUAACGGCAUAUGCCCUAGAAGACAAUGAGCUCUGGUUGAGGCAUUUGUUGUCACUAGUCACCCAAACUGGAGUAACAUUUUAUAUCUUCCUGAUGGCGUGGACCGGCAUGAGUAUGUCCAUCCUCGCCAUCGUGAUAAUUUUUGCCGGUCUCGUCAAGUAUGGCGAAAGGGUUUAUGUGCUCUGGACCGCCAGCAGCGAGCAGUUCAGGGACUCCAUCCCUGACCCGCCUCCUAAUUAUUCCAAGAUAUUGGAGCAACAUAAGUUGAUGGAGGCCGAAGGCUACGAUGUCAUAGCGCAUGAAGUGAUCGAGGUCCGUGAUGUGACUGUGGAAUACAAUGUGGAUGGUGCCGAUCUUUCAUGUUCAGAGGAAAGCCUUCAUGAUCUGGGGAAACUUUAUAAGCGUAAGCAAGGAGAAUUGCUUGCGGCCAGAGGCUUGGCAAACAUAUUCCAACGCCUUUUCGCAGAUCUCCUGCUGAGUUUAGAGGAUCGCGACACAAGUUGGUUGGUGCUCAAGGAUAAGAAUUUCCUUGCGGCCUUCAAGAUCAUCGAGAUUGAAUUGGGAAUUGUGUACAAUUUGCUCUACACGAAGGCCAAGGCCAUCCAUACUAGUUGGGGCUUCGCUCGUCGCAUAACCGGAUUGGUUUCGAUCUGCAUUGUGUUGGUACUCUUCAUCCUGAUCGAGGAUCAGCAUUACUCGGUAGCUGAUCUUUAUUUGACCUAUAUACUGCUAGCAGCGGCCAUAUUCCUGGAGAUCUAUGCUUUGGUGGUUCUUCUUUUCUCUGAUAAGACGGCUUGUUGGUUGAUUAAGGAAAAGAAAUUCGCUGUCUUGGAUUUCAUCAAUUGGUUGCAACCGCUUACUAAACGGCGCCGAUGGUCAGAUCACAUGGCUCAAUACAGCCUAUUGAGCUUUGCAAUCAAAGAGAAGCACCUUCCUUGCCAUCAAAUCCUCGAAUUUCUGCAGAUCGAUGAGAAGGUCGAGAAGCCCCUUUACAAGCAUCACAAGAAAGUGACCAACGAUCUAAAGAAACUUAUAAUGUCACAUAUCACAGGAAUGCAAUCCCCACAGACCACCAGAGGAAGCCAGGUGCUCGAAAACAACCAAAUGGAGAGUUUGAAAUGGAGCAUCGAGUUGGAGUUCGACCAAAGCAUCCUCAUUUGGCAUAUUGCGACCGAAUUGUUAUGCCACCCGAAUUCGAAAAACCCUGGUAACAAUGAACCACAGGUCAACGAAAACAAAUCAAUAUCCAAGAUCAGUAAGCGCUUGUCUCGGUACAUGUUGUAUAUCCUUGUCAUGUACCCCAUGAUGCUGCCAACCGGGAUCGGACGCAUCAAGUUUCAAGAAACCUAUGUCGAGGCCAUGAAAUUCUUCAAUGAGUUCCGCAAGCUGAACAAGCCCAAGCCCAUAGCAAGCGAGGACACAGACCAGAAGGCAGGAUUCUGUGCAAGUCCUGGGCAACAUAUCAAGAAUUUGAUGAAGCCCAAGCCCAAGCCGAUAGCAAGCGAGGACACAGACCACAAGGCAGGAUUCUGUGCAAGUCCUUGGCAACAUAUCAAGAAUUUUUUUUAUCGGAUGUCUUCGAAGAGACAACAUAUCAAGAAUUUGAUGAAGCGCAAAUUUGACUUAACUAUUGCCUACAACGAGCUGAGGGAUCAGGUGAAGACAAAUCUAAAUUUGACGGUCUCAAAGGGAGACCGGAGCAAGUAUGUGCUGUUCCACGGGUGUCAGCUCGCGUCGCAGCUGGACAAGAUCGAGAAACAAGAGGACAAGUGGAAGCUAAUAAGUGAGGUGUGGGUUGAGAUGUUGUGUUAUGCAGCGAGUAACUGUAAAGGGAGUUAUCACGCACAGCAACUGAGGAGAGGAGGAGAGCUUCUGACUCAUGUCUGGCUCAUGAUGGCUCAUUUUGGCUUGACUAAUCACUUCCAGAUUCCACACACCCCUGCUAUAGCUGAGCUGAUUAUGCAGUAGCACAACACUGCGUUUAUUUCAAGCAUUUAUUGUUAUUAAACAAACAGUUUAGCAUGCUGUUCUGUAUGGGAGAUGCCUAAUUAAAUGGGAGUUCCUUUGUGGAACUGUGAGGUUUUGUACAAUGUAAUUCAAUAAUUGUGAUUAAAUAUUUGUCAA
This is a messenger RNA of Syzygium oleosum, 2631 nucleotides long. RefSeq lists its product as uncharacterized. Bases 139 to 2475 code for a protein of 778 amino acids. Lineage: Eukaryota; Viridiplantae; Streptophyta; Magnoliopsida; Myrtales; Myrtaceae. The record is from RefSeq and is a predicted model, not a curated record. The transcript is spliced from 2 exons.